Mugil cephalus (flathead mullet) is the source of this 5067-nucleotide messenger RNA. It is a transcript of the gene lpin1a, whose product is annotated as lipin 1a. The record is from RefSeq and is a predicted model, not a curated record. Gene Ontology annotation, molecular function: transcription coactivator activity; phosphatidate phosphatase activity. Bases 176 to 2929 code for a protein of 917 amino acids. The transcript has 23 exons. Gene Ontology annotation, cellular component: mitochondrial outer membrane; nucleus. Gene Ontology annotation, biological process: fatty acid catabolic process; triglyceride biosynthetic process; positive regulation of transcription by RNA polymerase II. Lineage: Eukaryota; Metazoa; Chordata; Actinopteri; Mugiliformes; Mugilidae.
UAGCGAAGCAGUACCCUGCAGACAACCCGAGAUCAAAUGUCAGAAUAACUGAGCGAGGCCGAGACUAACCGACGAUGCUUGAUUUGAGGACUUAAACCCGUGGAGGACAUAUAGUGGAAAAAACACUGGACGGUGGAAAGAUCCAGGAGCGACGUCAAUAAAUAACUUGCAGACCAUGAACUAUGUGGGUCAGCUGGCGGGUCAGGUGUUUGUGCAGGUCAAGGAGCUGUACAGAGGACUCAACCCUGCAACACUGUCUGGGUGUAUAGAUGUCAUCGUGGUGCGGCAGCCCGAUGGCUCCCUGCAGUGCUCCCCCUUCCACGUCCGCUUCGGCAAGAUGGGUGUGCUGCGGUCCCGUGAGAAACUGGUGGACAUAGAGAUUAAUGGAGAGCCAGUGAGUUUGCACAUGAAGCUGGGAGAGAAUGGAGAGGCCUUCUUUGUCAAAGAGACUGAGAACAAGCUGGAAGUAGUUCCUUCCUACCUUGCCACAUCACCCAUUUUAUCAACAGGGGAGGAGUUAAUGGAGUCCCAGCUGGGCAGGGCCAGUUCUCGCCACCAUGACACCAUGCCUUGCAACUCGCUUCCUGUCCAGGGCCUGGGACUGCAGCAAGGUGAUGGAGGGAUGACCAAGAAGAGGAGGAAAAGGAGGAGGAAGGCACGGCCUGAUGGAGGUGGAGGGAGGAGAGAGGAGAGCGGGGAAGAGUUCUCAGAGGACGAAGACAUGUUCACUAUUGACCUGAGCUCAGAUGAGGAAAAGGAGGGAGACAGAAACAGAUCAGUGUACAGAGAUCAGGGGUCUACAGCCAACAACUACACACGCCCCAGCGCUGACUGGACUCAUGCAGAGAGUAAUAUCAUGAAGGAGACUCUGUCCAUGCCUCCACCCUGUGGUCUGUCUAUGUCUUGUCCCCAGCGGAAUUCACAGUUCUCGUCCCUUCCUAGCCAUGACGAUUCGCGGUCAUCGACACCGAAGAGUGACUCAGAGCUGAGCAAUCAGUCUAAGGACAACCCGGAAAUGCUGUGGACCUGGGGGGAGCUGCCGCAGGCGGCCCAGCCAUCCUUCCUGACUUCCCACCAGAAGCAGGACUCUGACAGAGUUUCCAUCCCAGUGUCAACCAGCACCCACUUCAGAGCCAUCAGUGAUGCAGGACCUCCCUCCCUUACUCUCUAUAACCCCCCACCAGAGGACACUGCUGCUCAUGGCGGGGACAAAGACGCUAACGAACUAACCAUCAAACACGAGCAAGAGGUGGAAAGUGUUGGGCCACUGUGUGCAGAGAUGGAGGCUUUAACGGCCUGCUCAGUGUCUCCGAAGAUUCUCCUUGAUCACCUGGAGGAAGGCAGGAACAGAGGAAGUCCCGUCAGAAGGACGGAUUCCCCAUCAAAGAGGAAAGAAAAGAGAAGCCAACAUCUAGGUGCUGACGGCAUAUACUUGGAUGACAUUACGGAGCUGGACCCUGAAGUAGCUGCUCUCUACUUCCCUAAAAGUGACGGAGGCAGCAGCUCAAUGAAGGGGGACACGGAGAUGAUGAUGAUGGGCGUGAGGAGCGCUAAUCAGUCCCCACAGUCAGUGGGCAGCAGUGGGAUGGACAGCGGUGUGGACAGUUUGUCGGACCAAAUGGUUGACCUGCCUCACGUCGCCAUCUCUUUGUGCGGAGGGCUGACAGACAACAAGGAGAUAACAAGGGAGCAAUUCUUGGAGAGGGCAGUUUCCUUCCAGCAUUUCUCUGAAAACCCUUCCGUUAUUGAUGACCCUAACCUGGUGGUCAAGAUAGGAAGCAAGUACUACAACUGGAGCACAGCAGCUCCCGUCAUGUUGGCCAUGCAGGUCUACCAGAAACCCCUACCGCAGGCCUCGGUGGAGAACAUCAUGAAGGAGAAGAUGCCAAAGAAAGGAGGACGCUGGUGGUUCUCAUGGAGAAGCAGGAACAGUGACUCCAAGUCAGAAUCGGCGACAGAGGCAGGAGGAGACCGAGAAGAGAGCUCACUCACUAUGUCCUCAGUGAACAGGUUGAAGGAUGAAUCGUCCUCAAGUGACGAGGACCACACAUCAUCCAACCUGGUGUCGGGAUCCUAUCAGUCAGAGCCCCCCAUUAGUUCUGGCAGCGUCUGUUAUAAGAAGACUCUUCGGCUCACCUCAGAGCAACUGGCUAAUCUGCAGCUGAAGGAGGGUCCUAACGAUGUGGUGUUCAGCGUGACCACUCAGUAUCAAGGCACCUGUCGCUGUAAUGGCACAAUCUAUCUCUGGAACUGGGACGACAAGAUAGUGAUCUCCGAUAUAGAUGGAACCAUCACCAGGUCAGACACGCUGGGUCACAUCCUGCCCACACUGGGUAAAGACUGGACUCACCAGGGUAUUGCACAGCUCUACCACAGAGUCAGCCUGAAUGGAUAUAAAUUCAUGUACUGCUCAGCAAGGGCCAUCGGAAUGGCUGAUAUGACGCGAGGCUACCUGCACUGGGUCAAUGAGAGGGGAACCAUGCUGCCUAUGGGCCCAGUGCUGCUCAGCCCCAGCAGUCUUUUUUCUGCUUUGCACAGGGAGGUGAUUGAGAAGAAACCAGAGAAGUUUAAGAUCGAGUGUCUUACAGACAUCAAGAACCUCUUCUACCCAAACACUGAACCGUUUUAUGCUGCUUUUGGCAACAGAGCUACGGAUGUGUAUUCCUACAAGGAGGUGGGCGUCCCUCUGAACAGGAUAUUCACUGUCAAUCCUAAAGGGGAGGUGACACAGGAGCAGGCUAAAGCCAAUAUCUCCUCGUUUGGGCACCUGUGCGAGAUGGUGGACCACGUCUUCCCACUCCUGGUUCAAGACGAGGAGGCAGACUUCCACUGCUCUGACCCUUUUGGACAGAGCGACUACUCGAGCAAACCACUGUCUCGUGGCACCAGUCAGGAAGACGAAGACCCGCUGCCUCUUGAAACAAGCUGAGGAAACACCACCAAAGCUCAUUAUGGAAGUCUCUGCAUUACAGCUUUUCAGUGCGGCAUGACACCGUGAUGCAUGGUUUUGUCAAUUAAUCCAGCAGCCAACGUGAAGAUCUUCAUUAUUUUAGAAUGAAGCACAGUACACGGUAAUAGAAGGUGACUCAUAAGCUCAAAGACGAUACUCACGAUAAGUAACUGUAACUAUUGACUCACAGUAGAUGAAUGUUUUUCCAGCCUCCUACAUAAAUAGUGGAAUCAUUCAGUCAUGUGCUGUCCUGGAAGGUAAGAUUAAAAUAAAGCAAAAAUAAAAAAAAAUAGCUAACCUUAGAGUCCAUUAUAAAUACAUUUGCUGUGUGUUAAAACAUUUUUUUAAAAUAAAAAAAAUAAGGUAAAGUAACUGCUGUUUGGGAGUGAAACUAACUAAUAACUCUUCCUAACAAAGACUCAAAGCAGGGUCAAAGACUCACACAUCACACAUUUGAAAGGGCACUGACUCAUAAACACACACACAGUAAAACUUUACAGUAACUGUAACACCCCUUUAGGUUUUUUGACAUUUUCACAUUUCGCACUAAGACUGAACUUGUCCUGUAUUCACCAAAUAGUGAGAGAAGACUCUUGGCACAAGCUAAUGAUCUUUUCUGACCUCAAGAACAGUGGACACGUUGCACCAUAUACCCCACAUUACACUACAGUGAAACCAUCCAGGGCAUGCAAAAAAAAUAGCAGAGAGCCAGACGUGUUCUGGGUCCAACUCCAAUACAGGUUCAGCUACAUGUGCGUUGUCUUUUGACCGUGCUACUGUGACUAAGGCACAUUUUUACAGUGUUCAGUGAUUAUAUUCAAGACAAAUGCAAGACAAUGCAAUUCACUUCUGUUAUUUCUCUACUUUUACAAACAUGCAAACAAAUGAACUCCAGUGAUAUGCAAGAAUGCAAUAUGUAAAUCGUUAAUUUUUUCUAAGGACUCAUCAAUGCAACUAAUUUAUAAGCUCCCAUAGGACUAGUAGUCUUUUCAGUUUGGUAAUGUUGGCACUGCACUGUUAUCGUGUACAGCACUAACCUGUCCUGUGGUGACAGGUGGGUUUCUUUAAAGACAUAUUUCUACAUAUUCUUUUUUUUCCAUUUGUUUUCAGACGUUUGUGUUUUGAUCAAAUAACAUCUACCAUACCGCAUUAAUGAGAGAUUGAAGCCUGCGUUUCUACUUAAAACUUACAACAGGACAAACCACUGUAAAUUAAGUUUUUCUAAGCUCUUGAAUUUCUGUUGUAUUGUCAAACAUAUUGUGGUACUGGUGGUCAUUGUUACUGUUGUUUUAUUUUUAUUUUUUUCAACCCAACUGCCUCACGUUGCACUGAGAGGUGGAAUUUUCACCAUGUUACCACUGAAGCAAUAGAGGAACAUGCAGUAUUUUUAAGAAAAAGAUCAAUUGCCUCUUCUCUCAUUUCAUGAUAAAUCAUGAAUGAAGUCAUUUUCCUUUUUUCUGUACCUCUGGUUUAAUAUGGAUCAAGAUGGAAACAUUAUGAACUGCAGUAUUUUUUGCAACUUGAAGGAGGAGAAGAGCGACAUCAACUCACACAUUGCAAAACCUUCACUGUGCAUGUUGAAACUAAAUUAUUUAAAUCAACUGAUGACAAAAUCUGUACUUAAUUUGAUUCUAUUUUUAAAUUAUUUGCAGUUAAAGAGCCCUCCGACUGACUGUUAUACUGUCAUAUAGUGUUUCUAUACUGUUUCUGUGUGUACAUAGUGUGAAUGCUGUCUGAUGCCAUGCUGUGGAUGGCUUUGCGUAAAAGAGAACUUAACGGGAAUUAAUCUUUCUCUGAAUCUAAAAUUGCUGAUGUUAACAUGAAUCUGUGAAGUUAAGUUGCUCACGAAGAAAGAAAGCUUGCUGUUGUAAAGUUAAGAUGCAUGUUUAUGUGGAUAAAACGAUCACCGUCCUGUCGCCCGAUCGUUUAGGGAGGUACAUUGCUAAAUGCUAAAUGUAAGUGAUAUAAAAUGCAAAAAGAAACCCCAGAGAUUAGAUGGUUUGGUUUCCAUGCCCCAUGUAAUUUUAAUUUUAAGUCCAAAAUGUGUAGAAAGUCAUCUUGAUGAUGAUCAUCUAAUUCUUUCUGUGAAAGAUUUAAUAAAAUUAGACUAAAAAGCA